CAGGUUUAGCACACUGGAAGCAUGGCUACAAGUGCCGUUCCCAGCGAAAACCUCCCCACAUACAAGCUGGUGGUGGUUGGAGACGGAGGCGUGGGGAAGAGCGCUCUCACCAUUCAGUUUUUCCAGAAGAUUUUUGUGCCGGACUACGACCCAACUAUUGAAGACUCCUACCUGAAGCACACAGAAAUAGACGGGCAAUGGGCAAUUCUUGAUGUUCUCGAUACUGCAGGCCAAGAGGAGUUCAGCGCAAUGCGGGAGCAGUACAUGAGGACCGGAGAUGGUUUCCUUAUAGUCUACUCGGUGACAGACAAGGCUAGCUUCGAGCACGUGGACCGGUUCCACCAGCUGAUCCUCAGAGUCAAGGACAGAGAGUCCUUUCCAAUGAUUUUGGUGGCGAACAAAGUUGAUCUAAUGCAUUUACGGAAAAUUACAAGAGAACAGGGAAGAGAAAUGGCAACAAAACAUAAUAUUCCCUAUAUAGAAACUAGCGCCAAGGACCCACCUCUAAACGUUGACAAGGCCUUCCAUGAUCUGGUGAGGGUAAUAAGGCAACAGAUCCCAGAGAAAAGCCAGAAAAAGAAGAAAAAGACCAAAUGGCGAGGGGACAGAGCCACGGGCUCCCACAAACUCCAGUGUGUGAUUUUGUGACGGGACUGCCUGGGAGUGCCUUGGACGCCUCCCUCCUCCCCCCUUGACCCACCGCCACCCCAGGCACGGAGCAGCAGUGCGAUGCCCACACGGCCCUGCCGCCCCCUCGGGCUCCCCACGGCGCUCGGGCUCGGCGGAGGCGGCUCGAUGGGGACCGGACCCCCCCGGAGGGGGGCUGCGCGUCGGGGCUGGCGUGGGAGCCGCGCAAACGGGAGGGGGAAGGGAUCAGCAGGGCCCUGACUCUC
Molecule: messenger RNA, 893 nt
Organism: Nipponia nippon (crested ibis)
Lineage: Eukaryota; Metazoa; Chordata; Aves; Pelecaniformes; Threskiornithidae
Source: RefSeq, a predicted model, not a curated record